Cherax quadricarinatus is the source of this 2281-nucleotide messenger RNA. The record is from RefSeq and is a predicted model, not a curated record. NCBI's taxonomy places the organism in Eukaryota, Metazoa, Arthropoda, Malacostraca, Decapoda, Parastacidae.
GUUAAGAGAGUGGGAAUGAAGGGGUCACAAACUGUGGCAGAUGAGGCUCUCCCGGCAGUGUAAACAUGGCAGUCCCAAGUCAGCUGGUUAGGGAGAAAUUUCCCGACAUAGAUGAGGAAAUCUUUCAAUAUGUCGAGGGUGUUCUUACAAGUACUGAGGAUUUUGAAAGCAGUGAUGAUGUUUAUGAAGCUAUUGGCAGUCUCUUGGCAGAUGCUGUUGGAAUAGAGAAGGAUGCUGAAAUAAGGAAGUUGUGUGAGGAUGUGAUGAAAAAACUCAUAACUCCCAAUGGAGCCAUAGAGCAAAAGAUCCUUGAUGCACCUGUGCAGUUAGCAGAGAUGGCAGCCAGCAUGGAAUUGGAAGAAGAAGCAAUCAAGUCUGUCUGGACCAGGGAAAGAGAUGAUGGACUUAAAGUAGACCAAAGGAAACUUGACAAAGCAGAAGCAAAACUAAAGGAAAAGAAGGAGAAAAGAAUAAAUACGGAUAAGAAAGAUGUUUUACCAGCUAUAAUAAUGGACAUGGCCACAGCAUCCCAGGUAGUGAGCAAAAAAGACAGAGUAUUAGAUGCCAAAGGUGGUUGCAACACAAAGGACAUCAGAAUAGAAAGCUUUGAUGUAGCUUUUGGUGAUAAGAUUCUGAUUCAAAAUGCUACAAUCUCUCUAGCUUUUGGAAGAAGAUAUGCUUUAGUGGGAAGAAAUGGACUUGGAAAAACUACAUUGUUAAGAAUGCUAGCCAGCCGAGUACUUCGUAUUCCAAGCCACAUAUCCAUAUUAUAUGUGGAACAAGAAGUAAUUGGGGACGACACCAUAGCUUUAGAGAGUGUCUUGGAGUGUGACACACAGCGCAAGAAUCUCCUCGACAGAGAAAAGGAAAUUCAGGCUAGAAUAUCACUAGGAUUUCAGAUGAUUUCCUCCUUACAGAAGCACACUUAUUAUUCAGCAUAUUUAGUUGGAAGAUCCUUUAUCUAUAACUUAUUUUUCAGUGGCAACUAUGAGAGCUUUAUCAACACCAAAAAUGAGAGGCAGAAAAACCAGCAGAGAGAAUAUGAGGCUCAGAUGCAAUUCAGAGUUCACGUGCAAGAGUUUAUUGACAAAUUUCGUUACAAUGCUAAACGUGCCUCUUUAGUGCAGUCUAAGAUCAAGAUGCUUGAGAAACUACCGGAGCUCAAACCUAUUGAGAAAGAAACAGGACUGGUGUUGAAAUUCCCUGAAGUAGAGAAGCUAAACACACCUAUUCUACAACUUGAUGAAGUGCAAUUUGAAUAUACCAAAGGCAUGACGAUAUUCUCGGGAGUUAAUCUGUCUGCAGCCAUGGAUUCUAGAAUAUGUAUUGUUGGUGAAAAUGGUACUGGGAAAACUACUUUAUUGAAGAUCUUGUUGGGAGAACUAGAGCCAACUGGGGGCCACAGAGUUGCUAACAGGUCUUUGAGAAUAGGUUACUUCACUCAGCAUCAUGUGGACCAGUUAGAUCUAAGAGUCUGCUCAGUGGAACUCUUGCAGAGCAAAUAUCCAGGAAAGCCCAUUGAAGAGUACCGCCGCCAACUUGGUUCCUUUGGAGUCAGUGGAGAUUUGGCACUGCAGCAAGUAGCUAGUCUGUCAGGAGGACAGAAAUCACGUGUAGCAUUUUCUCUUAUGUGCAUGGGAAAUCCAAACUUCUUUAUACUUGAUGAGCCUACCAAUCACCUGGACAUAGAAACAAUUGAAGCCUUAGGAGAAGCAAUUCAGAAAUUCAAGGGCGGCGUAGUGCUUGUGUCCCACGAUGAGCGCCUCAUCCGGAUGGUGUGCACAGAGCUGUGGGUGUGUGGGGAAAAGAAAGUUCGUUGCAUGGAAGGCGGCUUUGAUGAAUAUCGAACACUUGUUGAAAAAGAGAUCCAGACUACACUAUAAGAACCAAUCUAGAGCUCAGAAUUUGGAAUCUAAUUUAAAUUAUGAUCACAGAGCUUCAGUCUUUUGUAAGCAACUUCACGCUUGAAAGUCGUUGCCUAUUAGGUUUGACACUCAAGAUGGCUACAGAUUUGUUAGGAAAGAGAUUCAUUAUCAGUUUAUUCAGAUGCUUUUAUACAUCAGAGAUUUGUUUACAUACAUACAUGCAUACAUAUAUACAUACAUGCAUACAUUCAUACACACAGUACACAUACACAAAUCUCAGUAAUAUGCGUAACUGCAAAUGUGAAAAAAUACUAGUGAAAAAUAACAGAACAGAAAUACAGUAUGUCUGUUUUGUUACUUAUUCACUGUUGCAUUUUCCAUACACAAAUAUACAUAUAAACUAUAAUAUAUAUAUA